Messenger RNA from Closterium sp. Yama58-4, 2688 nucleotides. The record is from the annotation of a GenBank genome assembly. Lineage: Eukaryota; Viridiplantae; Streptophyta; Zygnematophyceae; Desmidiales; Closteriaceae.
AUGUACAACUGGCCGUAUCCCAUCAGUCUGACGAUGAUCCACAUGGCGUUCUGCUCGUCGCUGGCCUUCGUGCUGGUGCGCGUGGUGCGCGUGGUGGAGCCGGUGGCCAUGAGCCUCGAGAUGUACGUCUCCUCCGUGCUGCCCAUCGGCGCGCUCUACGCCAUGAGCCUCUGGUUCUCCAACUCCGCCUACAUCUACCUCUCCGUCUCCUUCAUCCAGAUGCUGAAGGCGCUGAUGCCAGUGGCGGUGUACACGCUGGGAGUGGCGUUUCAGAAGGACGUGUUCCGCUGCUCCACCAUGAGCAACAUGCUGCUCGUCUCCGUCGGCGUCGGCAUAGCGGCGUACGGCGAGGCCAACUUCAACUUCACAGGCGUCCUCCUGCAGCUCGCUGCCGUUGCCUUUGAAGCCACUCGCCUCGUGCUCAUCCAGAUCCUGCUGGCAUCCAAGGGCAUCUCACUGAACCCCAUUACAAGCCUCUACUACGUGUCCCCCACGUGCCUCAUCUUCCUCACCGUGCCCUGGUUCUUCGUUGAGUACCCCUCCCUCGCCCCGCACCUCGCCGCCCCUCGCCCCGACCUGCUGGUGUUUGGGGGCAACUGUGUGUGCGCCUUCGCCCUCAACCUCGCUGUCUUCCUGCUCAUCGGCAAGACGUCAGCACUCACCAUGAACGUCGCAGGAGUGGUGAAAGACUGGCUACUUAUUGCCUUCUCCUGGUCUGUCAUCAAGGAUAGGGUAACCGCCAUCAACUUGUUCGGGUAUCUUCUGGCGUUUGGUGGAGUGUGCUGGUAUAACCACUCCAAAUUGCAAGAAAUGAAGUCCAAGGAUGCUGCAAGGAAGGCCGCACAAUUGGAUGAAGAGGAGGGGCUCAUUAAAGAUUCCCAAGGUAGCAUCGCCAUCAUUCUCAACGCAGGUCGACGUGCCAAGCUCUCCGCUGGUUUCAGUCCGACACAACCGUCUCGCGUCGUUGCGGGUGGGAGGCGCUUCCGUUCACUGUCACCCCUGCACGUCAAACUCGCCCGAGACCUGCCGUUCAUGUCGACUCUCCGAGUCGCUUCCACGGGAUUGCGGAUUCCACGCUCGAAUCUCGUCGAGCAUGCGCCAACUCAGACACUCUCGUGCUUAAGACCGCGGGCAGUGGCGUUGCUACCACGUCGGCCGAAAGCCUUCGUUUCCCGGCCGUCGUUCCCCGCGUCGUAUCGCAGCGGCUUACAGCGGGUAUGCGCGGAGUCGAGGGGGAGCAGCAGCCACGAAUGUGCGGAGGAGGGGAGAGUAGAGCCGCGGCGAGCGGAGGCGGAGGGAGGGGUCGCAGAGGAGACAGCGGAGACCACUGUCGCCGAGUCGCGCGGCGUUGAAUCAGCACCAGCACCAUCCGCCUUCCCAUCACUCCUCCCCGCGUCCACAGCGCUCCUCUCGGCCGCCUUCCUCGCCUUCUCACCGCUCACGGGCGGGUUCGACCUGUCAGGCCCAGGCUCAGUGGUAGAGGCAGUGGGCGUGCUGGCGCUGAUAGUGGCGGUGCACGAGGCAGGCCACUUCCUCGCCGCGCGCUCCCUGGGCGUGCACGUCACCAAGUUCUCCAUCGGCUUCGGCCCGGUGCUCGCCAAGUACCAGGGCAAGGGCAAGGAUGGCACCACAGACAAAGGCGUGGAGUAUGCACUGAGGGCGUUCCCGCUGGGCGGGUUUGUGGGCUUCCCGGAUGACGACCCGAGUGAGGAGGCGGUGUACCCGCCUGACGACCCGGAUCUGCUCAAGAACCGCCCCCUCGCUGACCGCGCGUUUGUCAUCAGCGCUGGGGUCAUUGCUAACAUCGUGUUCGCCUAUGCGCUGCUCUUCACCCAGGUGAACACAGUGGGUCUGAUCCAGCAGGUAUACCAACCAGGAGUGCUGGUCCCAGACGUGGUGUACGGGUCAGCGGGCGAGCGUGCAGGGCUGCUGCCAGGCGACCUUGUAGUGGCGGCGGACGGCAGGGCGCUGGAGCCGUCUAGCACCGCCGUGUCCGACCUCGUCAGCUACAUCCGCGCGUCACCCGGCCGCCCCAUCAGCCUCGACGUGCUCCGCUCCGUGCAAGCCCCGCCUCUCAGCAGCGGGGGCGUGGAAGGAGAGCUCACAGGGGUGAGUGCGGCAGGGGGAAGUGCAGCAGGAGCAGCAGCAAGCGCAGCGGCAGGGGAGGGAGAGAAGCGCGUGGUGAGCAUCAGGGUGGUGCCGGACGUGUCGUUCCGUGACGGUGGGGGGCGCAUUGGCGUGCAACUAGCACCCAACUCCUACCAGGAGCAGGAGCGUGCUGAUAACCUCCUGGCCGGCACAGUGGCUGCUGCCAAGGAGUUCGCGCGGCUCAUGGGGGCCGUGGUGGACGGACUUCAACAGAUCCUCUUCAACUUUGGCAACACGGCCGACCGCGUGUCGGGCCCGGUGGCUAUCGUCGCAGUGGGCGCGGAGGUAGCACGCACCAACCUCUCGGGCCUCUUCCAGUUCGCAGCGAUAGUGAACCUGAACCUCGCGGUGGUGAAUCUGCUGCCGCUGCCGGCGCUGGACGGGGGGUACCUGGCGCUGCUGGUGGUGGAGGCGGUGCGGGGGGGGAAGAAGAUCCCCGUGGAUGUGGAGCGAGGGAUCAUGUCGUCAGGCUUCCUGGCGCUGCUGGGUGCUGGUAUCUUCCUCAUUGUCAAAGACACCAUCAACCUUGGCUUCUUGUGA